AUGACACCAGGAGAACUUAUCACAUUGGUUCAGUUGAUGUUCAAUUUACCCAACUGCUAUAUUAAGGCUGCGAUUCUCUACUUUAAUCUGUGGAGGCUGGAAAAAGCUAAAGAAAUGUUGGAUGAGAUGGACAAGAGUUGCACUAGACAAGAAGAGAAGUUGCAAUUCGAUCUAUUAAUAAAACGCAUUCAAAGAUUAAGAUGCGACGGUGAUAAAAGUGAGGAUAAGAACUACGAGGAACUGACUGGAUGUAUCAAGGAUCACAAGCGCAUACUAGAAUACUGCAACAUCUUGAGGCCCCUCAUUUCAAGUACGAUCUUUUUUCAGUUUCUAGUUGUGGGCGUUGUAUUGGGACUUUCCUUUACCAAUCUCAUUUAUUUUAGCGACUUGUUGUCGGGUAUUGUAAAUCUUGCCUAUAUUUUUGGCUGUUGUUGCCAGACAUUUCCCUUUUGUUAUACCUGCAAUCUCCUGGAGGAAGAUGUUGAUCGACUUACUUUAUCAAUUUUUCAGUCAAAUUGGUUGAGUGCUUCACGACGUUAUAAAGUAUCUCUAGUUUACUUCUUGCACAAAGCUCAACAACCUCUUAAAUUUACUGCUGGCAGUAUUUUUGAAAUCUCUUUGCGGACUAACAUAAGCCUCGCGAAGUUGGCCUUUUCGGUUGUAACAUUUGUUCAAAAAUUCAAUUUGGCUGCAAAAAUGGAACGGGAAUAA
This is a messenger RNA of Drosophila nasuta, 711 nucleotides long. RefSeq names its product odorant receptor 42b-like. Gene Ontology annotation, biological process: detection of chemical stimulus involved in sensory perception of smell; sensory perception of smell. NCBI's taxonomy places the organism in Eukaryota, Metazoa, Arthropoda, Insecta, Diptera, Drosophilidae. The transcript has 4 exons. Gene Ontology annotation, cellular component: plasma membrane. The record is from RefSeq and is a predicted model, not a curated record. Gene Ontology annotation, molecular function: odorant binding; olfactory receptor activity. The coding region runs from base 1 to 711 and encodes 236 amino acids.